Messenger RNA from Camarhynchus parvulus, 405 nucleotides. It is a transcript of the gene MED29, whose product is annotated as mediator complex subunit 29. The record is from RefSeq and is a predicted model, not a curated record. Lineage: Eukaryota; Metazoa; Chordata; Aves; Passeriformes; Thraupidae. Gene Ontology annotation, cellular component: mediator complex. Gene Ontology annotation, molecular function: transcription coregulator activity; transcription factor binding. Gene Ontology annotation, biological process: regulation of transcription by RNA polymerase II.
GCCCGGCUCAUCGCGCUGCGCCUGCGUCUGGAUGGUGGGCGCCAUCUUGGGCCGCUACUUCCGGUCCUGCGCGGCGCCUCCCGCUGGCGUCACUUCCGCCGCGCGCCGGAAGCGGCGGAGAACAUGGCGGCGCCUCCGCCGCCUCCGGCCGGGCCGGGCCCGGGGCCUCCCUCAGCGCCCGCGGGGCCCGGAGCGGCGGCGGGGCCCGGGGCGGGGCCGGGGCCGCCCGGGGCCGCGCAGGGCCCCGCGCUGCCCGCGCAGGCCGCGACCGCGCAGGCGCAGGACUUCGAUCCCGUGCAGCGCUUCCGGCUGCUGCUGCCGCAGCUGAAGGAGAGCCUGCAGACGCUGAUGAAGGUGGCGGCUCAGAACCUGGUGCAGAACUCCAGCAUCGACAACGGGCAGUGA